Lactuca virosa is the source of this 807-nucleotide messenger RNA. Lineage: Eukaryota; Viridiplantae; Streptophyta; Magnoliopsida; Asterales; Asteraceae. The record is from the annotation of a GenBank genome assembly.
AUGAUGCACCCUGAAAGCUUUGGUCAUUCAGUUUUUAAAGAUUCAUUCAAACGUGUCUUUGAGAAAGGAGAAGAGUCUCUUGGUCUUGCUCAUAAUGGCACACUUGAUAUUACAUGUUCAAAGGAUAUCAAGAUUCAGGGGAUAAUAGGACCUUGCACAUCCUUGGAUAAGAAAGGACCUACUUUGUAUAUACAAACCACCACAAGAUACGAGAGUGUUGAUGGGCAACCGAAACUACGAGUUACUACAAUAACUAGAAGAUGGGUAGAGAGUGUUGUUGUUUCAGAGGAAUUAAUGCAAGUUUUUGUUACAUUUCAGUUUUUUUGCACCCAUGGAACCACUCAAGCUUUUAACAACUCCAAAUCUCACACCACCACAAUAAAAAACCCAUGGCAAGAGGUUGUAAGCAUAAAGGCCGUUGGUAUUGCAAUAGAGCUUAUUUUAGAGGGAAUCAAUCAGAUUUCAUAUCCUCAAACUUGGGUAUUUGUUACUGUUGCUGUGUUAUGUGUGAUUACACAGUUGAGUUAUCUUAACAAGGCUUUUGAUACAUUCAAUACAACAAUUGUUUCCCCAAUAUAUUAUGUGAUAUUCACUUCACUAACAAUCAUUGCAAGUAUGAAUGGUUGUGUGACACAAGCUUUUAAGUCAACUGAAGAAGACAGACACCUAGCAAUCAACCUUGAAAAAAAAGAACAAUGGGAAGAUGCGGAUUAUUUAAAGCUAAUCAAGUUAACUUGGGGUGAAUUAGGCAUAACUCAGAAGAUGCAUGAUGCUUUAUAUAUGGAUGUGUGCUUUUCCAACAGGUAA